AUGUUCGGUGGAGUGUUGGAGAAAAUUCGGCUGUUCGAGGCCGACAUUGAGCACCACAUUGACAACAUUGUGCAGCAGAAACUCCUUGCGGAUGUCAGCAACAGACGUCACCAAAUUCUUCGCGAUCACUUUAUUUUGCAGGAGGCGGAGGCGAUUGCCCCUAUUGCCGACAAGCUGCUGGACUUGUACCUCGACCAGGACGAAAUCGUCGCCGUGCAGGAGGCCCCGUCUGAGGGCGACGAUGUGUUGAGUGCUGCUCUAAAGGAAUUUGAGGCGCAGAUUGCUGAUAUUCGUGAGUACCACCGUACGUUUCGUGAUCUGCCUCCCGUGAAGACGGAGAUAGACCACCCUGAUGCUGCGGCAAUGGAACAACUCUUCUCCGUGGGAGAGCGUUACGGCAGUUGUCUUGACUUGGAGCCCCACUACCACCGUUACAGCAACUUCAUGUUGACAACGAGCAAAAGGGCGCAGGAGGAGGGGGAUGCCGUUGGAAGCGCGUGGGAAGGACGCGUGGGUUAUUUUGCUUUUGUUCCUGCAAUACCGAGCAUCAUUCUCCAUGACAUUGAUGCCCACCGGAAAUUGUAUGGAUUUUUACAGUACAAGGAGUUUGUUGAUGAGCUGCUAGCAUACCUGAUUGGCUUUCAUGAUCGUGCGAAGGUGAUGGAAAAGGAUGUUUUGCUCUCCUCUCUUGCCAGGUGUGACACAGAUGCGGAGGAAUAUUGGUCAAAGCUCAUGGAACAUAAGAAGGCCGUGGUGAAGAGCGGUAGCGGGAACAGUGAUGUGAGUUCCGCUGAUAAGACUGCUUCUUCGUUAAUUGUACCGCCACCGCUACGUAAAUACACAAAGGCGUUCGCACUCUGGCCCAUUACACACCUGGAGUCUAUGAUGGUGGAGGGGAUGAAGGCGGUAUCUCCCUCUUUGGCUGAAGUCAAGACUGUGAUUCACGCGGAAGGAAAAAUUGUCAUGUUACUGCAGACACUGCUCUUUGAUACACUGAAGGAGACAGAAAAGGUGCUUCUACGGGACUACAGCAAGACGGCGGAGGAGAUGGAGUGGGAACGAAAGCAUUUGCAGGAGGAGUUUUUACAAUCUGUGGAGGAAGCAAGAAAGAAGAGUGCCACAACAGUGGAGGGUAGCGUUGCGCAGGCCGCACAGUACGACGUCAUGGCGACUUUAAAUCCAAAAGAUGUAGAGAGUAGCCCGAAAGAAAAUACUGCUGUUGCAGAUGACACCAGCGGACAGUUACUGGACCGGGAUGGGAAACCUGUUGCCCGCUGGCUUAUACACCUGCAGCAGCUGCACAAAAAGUUUUACUGCGAGGUGUGCGGUGGGACGGUGUACGUUGGCCCGAAGGCCUUUAAGGAUCAUUUUGGGGCAGAACGACAUGCUGAAGGACUUCGCCGGCUGGGGGUGACGGUUCAUUUGAGGGAGUACGCGGGAAUUUCAUCCAUCCGGAAGGUUAUUGAGAUGCGGGACAAGGUGAUAAGCAACACCGCAAGCAUCCGCAAACGUCUCCACGAGGACCAGGAGGGAGAGGAGAUGCAGGAUGCGCAGGGAAAUGUCAUAACGGCAGGGGCGUAUAAGCGGUUCCAGAUAUCUCGGAAAGGCAUCUAA
Molecule: messenger RNA, 1614 nt
Organism: Trypanosoma cruzi
Lineage: Eukaryota; Euglenozoa; Kinetoplastea; Trypanosomatida; Trypanosomatidae
Product: splicing factor 3A, putative
Exons: 1
Coding region: 1-1614 (537 amino acids)
Biological process (GO): mRNA splicing, via spliceosome
Cellular component (GO): nucleus; spliceosomal complex
Molecular function (GO): zinc ion binding; RNA binding
Source: RefSeq, a predicted model, not a curated record